CGAGGAGUGCUUUGGCCGCUGCAGUGGUCACUUCUUUAUUGCGUGCUCCCCUCCCCCUCCUCCACUCCCCACGCUUGACUCGGGCACACGGCUUAAAAGCGCACGCCUCGCUCGCCCCUCGCCAUUAUUCCGCCGCGUGCAACACCACCAGUCCUCCUGCUCCCAUGGGCGACGGGUGCAGCUAAUCUUCCUCGGGGAUUCCUGCCGCCCCUCCCCCUCUGGAGCUUCGGGGCGGCGAGGCGCGCUCUGAGGCAAUGGGGGUGGCGCGGAGGGAGCAGCGGGCUGCCCCCCUCCUGUGGGCGGCGGUUCUUGCGGUGGCGCUGCUGGCCGGCGCACGCGGCGGCUCCGAGGAGGGCACCGCGGUGUACAUUGUGACCAUGCAGCAGGCGGCGGUGUCCCACAAGCGCCUCGACCCGGAGAGGGUUGGGAGCAGCAGCGUUGCCGCCGGCGGCGGCGGCGGCGGAGGGGAUAACCCGGCCACCAGCAUCCUCAGGAAGCCGAGGCAUGCUUCACCUGAAUCUGUGAAUUAUGGUUCACUCCUAGUGCGCCUUCAAAAUUCGCUCCUGAAGAAGACACUAAGAGGAGAGCACUACAUAAAAUUGUACAGUUACCACUACUUGAUCAAUGGUUUUGCUGUUGUCCUCACUCCUCAGCAGGCAGAGAAGCUAAAUAGGAGAAAAGAAGUGGCAAACAUAAUGUUGGAUUUCUCUGUUAGGACGGCAACAACUUAUACCCCCGAAUUCCUUGGCCUGCCAGAAGGUGCAUGGGUUCAAGAUGGUGGUCCACAAUGUGCUGGCCAAGGUGUUGUUGUGGGCCUCAUUGACACAGGAAUCGACCCAAAUCAUCCUAGCUUUUCAGAUGACUUGACAGCUGACAAUUAUCCAGUUCCUGCUCACUACUCUGGUAAUUGUGAGGUUACAAGUGAUUUUCCAUCUGGGUCCUGCAACAGAAAGCUUGUUGGAGCUCGUCAUUUUGCAGCAUCUGCAUUAACCCGAGGAGUCUUCAAUGCCUCACAAGAUCUUGCUUCACCAUCUGAUAGUGAUGGCCAUGGGACCCACACAGCUUCCAUCGCGGCUGGUAAUCAUGGCAUACCUGUUAUUGUUGCUGGGCAUCACUUUGGGAAUGCAAGUGGAAUGGCUCCUCGUGCACACAUCGCUGUCUAUAAAGCGCUGUACAAAGGUUUUGGAGGUUUUGCUGCUGAUGUAGUGGCUGCAAUAGAUCAGGCAGCUGAAGAUAAUGUUGACAUAAUCAGUUUAUCCAUUACCCCUAAUAGGAGGCCUCCUGGAUUGGCUACAUUCUUUAAUCCAAUUGAUAUGGCACUAAUGUCAGCUGUGAAAGAUGGCAUAUUUGUUGUGCAAGCUGCAGGAAAUACCGGUCCUUCCCCUAAGAGCAUGUCUUCAUACAGUCCAUGGAUUUUUACUGUAGGCGCUUCUGCCCAUGACAGGGAAUACUACAAUUAUGUUGUACUUGGCAACAAUUUGACCAUUUCAGGAGUCGGCCUUGCUCCUGGAACAGAUGGUGAUUCCAUGUACAAUCUGAUUGCUGCACCGCAUGCACUGCAAAAUUAUACAACCACUCCUAUUGAAAUGUCCCUAGGAGAGUGCCAAGAUCCAAGCCACCUAGAUAAAGAUCUGAUAAGGGGGAAGAUAUUGGUCUGCAGCUAUUCCAUAAGAUUUGUACUUGGCCUCUCUUCUGUGAAGCAAGCUUUAGAUACAGCAAAGAAUGUCAGUGCUGCAGGAGUUAUAUUUUACUUGGACCCUUUUGUCCUUGGUUUCCAGCUGAACCCAACUCCAAUGGAUAUACCUGGACUUAUAAUACCAUCGUCUGAUGACUCUAAGAUAUUCCUAAGUUAUUACAACGAUUCGCUUGUACGAGAUGGCACGUCAGACAGAGUUGUCAACUUCGGUGCAGUUGCGAAAAUACUAGGAGGCCUGAAGCCAAAUUAUGGUAGCUCGGCACCAAAAGUGAUGUUUUAUUCUGCUAGGGGGCCUGAUCCUGAGGAUAAUACAUUGGCCAAUGCUGAUAUCUUGAAACCAAAUGUGGUAGCACCUGGCAGUUCCAUUUGGGGUGCUUGGAGUUCGCGUGGACUGGAUUCUGCUGAAUUUACCGGUGAAAGUUUUGCGAUGCUCUCUGGUACAAGUAUGGCUGCACCACACAUUGCUGGCCUUGCGGCUCUAAUCAAGCAGAAGUUUCCUUCUUUUAGCCCGGCGGCUAUAGGUUCAGCGCUGUCUACUACGACAACUCUCAGUGACAGGGAAGGGAAGCCAAUCAUGUCACAGCGAACAUACAGCAACCCGGACUCCACACAAACUCCAGCUACACCUUUCGACAUGGGGAAUGGGUUUGCCAAUGCUACUGCUGCUUUGGACCCUGGGCUCAUAUUUGAUUGCAGUUAUGAUGACUACAUCUCCUUUCUGUGUGGUAUAAAUGGUUCUGCUCCAGUAGUGGCGAACUACACCGGCAACAGCUGCGGGACCUCCACCAUGACCGGAGCAGAUCUGAACCUGCCGUCAAUUACCAUAGCGGUGCUCAACCAGUCGAGAACAAUAACGCGAACAGUCACCAACAUUGCGAGCGACGAGAACUACACUGUCAGUUGCAACGCCCCCUACGGAGUGGCGGUGUCCACGGCUCCCGCUCAGUUCUUCAUCCCCAGCGGGCAGAAGCAGCUCGUGACAUUCAUCGUGAAUGCCACCAUGAGUAACUCUUCUGCGAGCUUCGGGGACGUCGAGUUCUAUGGGGACAGGGGGCACCGGGUGGUCAUCCCGUUUACGGUCAUGUCCAAGGCUGUGUAGAUUCCUGAUAACUGAAAAGCUGACGCCGGAACGGUGACCUGACUGAUCUGGAGGUAGAAUGACCAGGAUUUACCUAGUUGUGUUUGUUUGGUGUACAUUUUUGAAGCAUGUCGUCCAUGUAAGUAGAUGAGUUACUGUUUACCUAGUUGUUUUGUUUGGCGAGCAGUAACUGUAAAGGGAAUGUGCACGAGGACGCCCGUCUUUUGAUGAUGAAUGAGAAAUCCUUUUCGCAGA
Molecule: messenger RNA, 3029 nt
Organism: Hordeum vulgare subsp. vulgare (domesticated barley)
Lineage: Eukaryota; Viridiplantae; Streptophyta; Magnoliopsida; Poales; Poaceae
Product: subtilisin-like protease SBT2.2
Exons: 10
Coding region: 255-2795 (846 amino acids)
Biological process (GO): proteolysis
Molecular function (GO): serine-type endopeptidase activity
Source: RefSeq, a predicted model, not a curated record